This is a messenger RNA of Hevea brasiliensis (rubber tree), 783 nucleotides long. RefSeq names its product triosephosphate isomerase, cytosolic-like. The record is from RefSeq and is a predicted model, not a curated record. Gene Ontology annotation, molecular function: triose-phosphate isomerase activity. The coding region runs from base 1 to 783 and encodes 260 amino acids. Lineage: Eukaryota; Viridiplantae; Streptophyta; Magnoliopsida; Malpighiales; Euphorbiaceae. Gene Ontology annotation, cellular component: cytosol. The transcript has 7 exons. Gene Ontology annotation, biological process: glycerol catabolic process; glyceraldehyde-3-phosphate biosynthetic process; glycolytic process.
AUGUACAAUGGAACCACUGAAGAAGUGAAGAGGAUAGUCUCCAUACUCAAUAAAGGUCAGGUGCCGUCCCCAGAUGUUGUUGAGGUUGUGAUAAGCCCACCAUUUGUGUAUCUUCCACUGGUGAAAAGUCUGUUGAGGCCUGAUUUUCAAAUUGCAGCACAAAAUUGUUGGGUCCAGAAAGGAGGUGCUUUCAACAGUGAAGUUAGGUACACUUACAUUUGCUAUUUCAAUUUUUUCCAGUUUUCGGAAAUCAGUUUAUUUGUUCUCAUUGAUUUACUGUGCAGAAUGCUUGUGAUUCUGGAUAUUCUUUGGGUCAUUCUUGGCCAUUCUGAAAGGAGACUUAUCUUAAACGAGUCUAAUGAGUUUGUCGGGGAUAAGGUUGCAUACACGCUUUCUCAAGGUUUGAAGGUGAUAGCUUGUGUGGGUGAGACACUGGAGUGGCGAGAAUCAGGAUCCACCAUGGAAGUUGUUGCUGCACAAACUAAAGCUAUUGCUGUCAAUGCAACCAACUGCAAGGAGUUGGCAGCUCAGCCGGAUGUUGAUGGCUUUUUGCUUGGUAGAGCCUCACUAAAGCUGGAGUUCAUUGAAAUCAUCGAGUCUGCAGAGUCAUUCAAGGUCGAGGAACUCUUGAAGGCUGCAAUCCGUGAACUUUUCGAUCAAGGAAAGCAACCUCAAGAAAAGGAAACACUGUCUAGUGACGACCUCAAAGCCAAAAUCAAAGACUAUCUCCGAGAAAGGAGAUGCCUUCCAGUUUUAGAUGAUGAGGCUUGGGAGGAUAUUUAG